AUGGCUGUCCAGUGCACUCCCCUCCUGUUCCUUGCCUGUGUGUUGUCCCUGCCUACCCCACAUCUCACCAGGAACAUCCAAAGCCUGUCCCUCUUCAAUCAACCUGUCCUGAAUAACACCGUGUCUGCUCUGAACACCUUAGUGAAUGGUCAGCUCCGGCUGGUGAACGGCUCCAACCAGUGCUCUGGACGGGUGGAGGUUUGGUACCGCAAUGAGUGGGGAACGGUGUGUGAUGACAACUGGGACAUGAGAGAUGCUUCCGUGGUAUGCAGGCAGCUCGGCUGUGGAGAGGCAAUAUCAGCCCCAGGCAGUGCUUAUUUUGGGAGUGGCUCUGGGACUAUCUGGCUGGACGAGGUUAACUGCAAUGGCCAGGAGGAGCUCCUCACUGAGUGCUCGCGGCCAGAUUGGGGAGUGCACAAUUGCAGGCACAGCGAGGACGCAGGUGUUGUGUGCUCAGGCUGGCCCAAGGACUGCAGCGAGAUCCCUGCUGGCAGCCCCAGCGGCAUCUACGUCAUCCAGCCCACAGGACUGCACCCCAUCGUGGUGUCCUGCGAAAUGAACGUGACGGACGGGGGCUGGACGGUCAUCCAGAGGAACCGGCAGAGCACAGAGAUCACCUGGGCCGAGUCCUGGAGCACCUACAAGUAUGGCUUUGGGAACUUGCACACCGACUACUGGCUGGGCACUGAGUACAUCCACCAGAUCUCCCAGCAGAAGGUCUAUCAGGUCAGGUUUGUCAUCUGGGAUGCCUCAAAUAACACCAAGUUUGCAGACUACAACCUCUUCAAUGUGGAAGAUGAGUCCCAGGGCUACCGGCUGAGGCUGGGCGCAUACUCAGGGACAGCGGAGGAUGCCAUGGCCUCAAAGAAUCCCAGUGUCAUACACGACAACAUGAAGUUCUCUGCAAAAGAUCUGGAUCAGGACACUUCAAGCGGGAACUGUGCCUCCAGCUCUGGGGGCGGGUGGUGGUACUCUGCGUGUUAUUCUGUACGGCUGAACGUCAAGGGGGCCAUAACGUGGGGCAGCCUCUGCAACGGGAACUGCAAAGCUUCUGCCAUCCUCAUCAAACCCAUUACCUACUGCUAGGGCUUCACUGCUGCCUGUCUGCACCAGGAUGUGGUCAGAGCAGUGACCCGCUGGGCCCUUCUUUGCUGGGAGGAGGGGAGCGGGUGGCAGCAAGGCACACCCUGUGCUGCCAAGAGAUUUUUCUUUCACCUCUUUUGCAGAGCUCCUCUGCUUCCUUUGCUGGGU
This is a messenger RNA of Athene cunicularia (burrowing owl), 1251 nucleotides long. Its product is annotated as fibrinogen-like protein 1-like protein. The coding region runs from base 1 to 1086 and encodes 361 amino acids. The record is from RefSeq and is a predicted model, not a curated record. The transcript is spliced from 4 exons. Gene Ontology annotation, cellular component: membrane. Lineage: Eukaryota; Metazoa; Chordata; Aves; Strigiformes; Strigidae.